Molecule: messenger RNA, 1266 nt
Organism: Penicillium waksmanii
Lineage: Eukaryota; Fungi; Ascomycota; Eurotiomycetes; Eurotiales; Aspergillaceae
Exons: 6
Coding region: 1-1266 (421 amino acids)
Biological process (GO): transmembrane transport; carbohydrate transport
Cellular component (GO): membrane
Molecular function (GO): carbohydrate:proton symporter activity
Source: RefSeq, a predicted model, not a curated record
AUGUUCCAAGCAGGUCGUUUUAUCUGCGGUCUUGGAAUCGGUAUUCUGGUCACCGUCUGCCCUAUGUACCUCUCGGAGAUGUCGAGUGCCCAGCGUCGCGGUUGGCUAGUCGGUCACCAUGCCAUCUUCCUUGUUUUCGGAUACAUGCUUGCUGGCUGGGUCGGGUUUGCGUGUUACUACGCGGAGAGCACCAUCCCUGCCUUCGGUUGGAGAUUCCCUCUGGCUCUGCAGUGUCUGCCCGCGUUGGUUCUACUUAUCGGUUCUCCCUGGCUGCCACGCUCCCCUCGUUGGUUGAUUUCGAAGGGGAAAUUUAACGAGGCCGAGCUUGUGCUUCAGCGACUACGUCAAACUCCCGAUGAUCCCGACAAUCUAGUCGCCAAGGAGGAGUUCUAUCAAACUAAGGAGCAGAUUCAACUAGAGGCAGAGAAGCUAGCAGCCUACGGCAGUGUCUGGAAGGCCGUUUUCAAGAAGCCUUCCUACCGGAAGCGCAUGAUCAUUGGUUUCCUUACUCAGUGGGGUGCCGAAUUUGGCGGCCCUCUCAUCAUAAACAACUAUGCUGUUCUUUUGUACACCAAUCUCGGCAUGGAAGGCAGUAUGCCUUUGCUGCUAAGUGCUGUCUGGCUGACAACCGCCGGUGUUAUUUACAAUCCCCUGGGUGCUUGGCUUCACGACAAAGUCAACUCUCGACGUGGUAUGUAUAUGACCGGUUUUGCUGGUAUCAUUGUUAGCACGUCUUGCCUUGCUGCUAUGACAGCGCAGUACGCUGGCACGACCAACAAGGUUGGGAACGGUUUCGGUAUCUUCUUCAUCUAUCUCUAUCUGGCUUUCCAGGGUACAUGCUGUGACACUACCAUGUAUCUCUACGUUUCCGAGAUCUUCCCUACCGAAAUCCGCCCGAUCGGCAUGGGUUUCUCGUUGUUCGGCCAGUUUGCCGCUACACUCAUUCUUUUGGAAACGGCACCUAUGGGCUUCGCCAAUGUUGGCUGGAAAUACUAUCUGGUCAUCAUUUGCUGGUCUGCCUUCUUCAUUCCCAUAAUCUACUUCUUCUGGCCCGAGACCGCUCGCCUUACCCUUGAGGAAAUCGCUCAGAACUUCGGCGAAGAAGUUGCCGUAAAGAUCACCGAUGCGACCGACGAAGAAAAGGCUAAGAUCGAUCGCCAAAUUGGCCAUUCCGGUGGUGUCCUGCCUCCCUCCGAGAGCUCCGGCUCUGCAAAGGAUGUCGAGAAAGAGGGUGUCGUUACCGGUCAGAACGAUGCUCAAGCUUAA